AUGGAUGAUGGGAAGACUAAGAAAUCAUGGGGCAUUUACAAUGAAACUGGCAUCUUUGUUGCUGUGUGCCGCCAUGGCUUGUGUUUACUCAUCACAGACAUGGUGCAGAGCAGGGAGCUUGCAAAGUACCCCCUGGCUGUUGUAGCCAAGCUACUAGAUGCAUUUGGUGACAGUCUGGGCGGUGGUUAUGACAUUGGCUGUCAAUUUGAGACCACUCUCAAUAACAGCUCUGUUGGACCCCUCGUGCACUCAUUCCAUCAUACUUGCCUGGUUGGCGCAUUUCAUGGACAUGUGCACAGGUGA
Molecule: messenger RNA, 303 nt
Organism: Suillus subaureus
Lineage: Eukaryota; Fungi; Basidiomycota; Agaricomycetes; Boletales; Suillaceae
Exons: 2
Coding region: 1-303 (100 amino acids)
Source: RefSeq, a predicted model, not a curated record